UGCGUUGAGCAGAUGCAUUUAGUUGUAAAUUUACUCCGAAAACAGUUGAAACAUUGAUACUUAUGGCUAAAAUAGUUGUGUGAUGAUAGAUGCAUACGUAAAAUGUUUCAUUGUGAAUAUGAAAUAAACAUGGAUUUGUAAUAUUCAUAAAAUAGGAAAUGUCAGAGUACAUGUACUUCAAAACGGACUAUAAUGCUUCAUAUCGAAUUAUCCAGACGUUAGCAACUUGUUAGUUAAAUAGUUAUAAAGUUUUAUAUUUGGACAUAACUACUUAAAAUGAUUACUAUUUUGAACAUACGUAGCAGUCUUGAAACAUAAAAGAAUAUUUGAAAAUGUCUCUAGAUGACUACAGUGAUUAUAAAAUAGCCAAAGGAAUACAAGCUGCAUAUCCUCCUAUUCUAAUCCUAGUUGGCUUAACUGGAAAUAUUAUAUCAAUUAUUGUACUUGCACAACGAAAACAUAGAAAGACGUCUACUGGCUUGUUGCUAAUAUGUCUUGCAGUAACCGACAGUGUUAUACUUAUAUGUGUAUUGUUGGUUGAUUGGCUGAGCUACUUGUUUGAGUUAAGCUUUUCAAGUGUUUCGUGUAAACUACGCAAUUUUAUAACGUACUUUUUGCUACACCUAUCACCUUGGAUUUUAGUCAUUGUUACGGUAGAACGUACUUGUUGUGUAUUGUAUCCUCAAAGAGUAAGACGUAUUUUUACAAGGAGAAGGGUACUUAUUUUGACAGUUGUUUGUAUAAUUUUCUUCGUUGGCUUAAACAGCCACCUACUGUAUGGUUCUGAGCUAGUCUUCGACGAAAUUGCCAACAAAACUAGCUGUCAGAUAACCGACAAGCACAUGGAUUUCGUGUUCAAAAUAUGGCCAUGGAUUGAUUUUGCUUUCGCAUUUGCGAUUCCGUUUUGUGUAUUGCUUUGUGGCAAUAUUAUUGUGUUGAAAAAGAUCAAAUCGAGUCACCACUUUAGGAAAAGGAGUGUCUUGAAAUCGAAAUACGAGAAUCGCUCAAAUGGGAGUGUAUUUAGUCGCAGUGGAAUAAGACGCACCCCGUACUUUACAACAAUAGCUGUAAUACUUAAUAUAACAUUUAUCGUGUUCGUUUCACCUUUUACUAUAUUUGCAAUAGGCCAACCGUACUGGUUUCCACUUGACACUAAGACGCCGAAACGAUAUGCAAAGUUACUUCUAAUAGGAACUCUUAUGCAGAUGCUUAUGUAUACAAACAAUGCAAUAAAUUUCAUACUUUACAUUCUUUGUGGUUCAAAAGUUAGAAAAGACAUUGUCAAGCUGUUAUGCUGCAAACGGAGACGACUUCGGGCUUUCUCGGACAGUUUGUCAAGCAACACAACCACGAAAUCUUCGUUCAGUGGAAGCAGAAGUUCUCAUUCUUCUGCCACUUCUCAGAAAUCAGAUGCAUUAUAAAUGUUUUAGUAUGUGAUGUUUAAAGUUGCCAGUCUAAUAAAGCACAAGUCUGCUGACGUGAUAUUUUUAUAAAAACUUAAGAUAAAUUAAUCUCAACCGAAGUUACGCUAUACUGACAUUAACGUUUGGUAUUAUAAAUGUCAUUCAUUUCGGUUGGCAAAUAUGUAAAUAAAGACAGUCAUUUGCUGUUGUGUCAUAUGUUUUAAUAUGUCAUCGUUUUUAUACAAUCUUAAUUUCUUAAAGUACGACAGCUAUUAUCAAAUUUCUUUACUGUUUCAUUGAAACGUUCAAAAUACAUUGUUCUUCUGUAUAUAUUUUGUUUGGAAUUUUCCAUUUUUUUCAAUGAUAGCUUUGAAAUAGUAAGCAUGGUCCGUUUUGUCAAUAGUUAUGAGUAACAUGAAAUCAGGAAGAUUUGUCGUCCCUAAAGUAGUAUUCAAUGCAGAUGCUAUGAAAGAAGAAAAUGUAAACUGUGCAUUAUUUCAUUUUGAUCAUCCUUGAAUUUAUGAUACCAACUUUUUUGUGUUUAUAGUUUUGUUUUGUAAAUUGUAAAAUGUAAACAAGACACACACUGCUAUUCAGGAUAAACAUCAACGCGACAUUUACCAAAACUAAAUAUUGAUUCACUAACCUAUAUAGUUAUUUUUUAAUAAUAAAAGGCAUGAUCAUGUUGAAUAAGAUUUUGCUGAACAGGAAUGAGUAAAAGUGUUAUUAUUCGGGAUCAGUCAUUUUACUUGAACGUCUCCGUUUCAGAACAUAUUAAAAUGCUUGGAAAACGUACUAAAAAAAUAUACAUAAAUUCCCUCAGAGUUGUAAAAAAAGCCUUGUCAAUGGAUGAUCACUCUUAUGUACAUGCAUUCGGAUCAGAAGUGUUCUAAAUUUGCUGUGUUAAAGUAUGUCUGAGAUAGUUUUUGUAUUCUAUUUUUGCCUUCUAAUAUUAAUACAUGCUAAAUAAUGUUGUGUAGCAUAAUUAUAUGUCAUUAAAUGCAGCUAUGAAUAAAACAAGUUGUCAAGUGUU
Messenger RNA from Mercenaria mercenaria, 2436 nucleotides. RefSeq names its product gastrin-releasing peptide receptor-like. NCBI's taxonomy places the organism in Eukaryota, Metazoa, Mollusca, Bivalvia, Venerida, Veneridae. Gene Ontology annotation, biological process: G protein-coupled receptor signaling pathway. Bases 333 to 1421 code for a protein of 362 amino acids. Gene Ontology annotation, molecular function: G protein-coupled receptor activity. The record is from RefSeq and is a predicted model, not a curated record. Gene Ontology annotation, cellular component: plasma membrane. The transcript has a single exon.